Molecule: messenger RNA, 852 nt
Organism: Petromyzon marinus (sea lamprey)
Lineage: Eukaryota; Metazoa; Chordata; Hyperoartia; Petromyzontiformes; Petromyzontidae
Product: E3 ubiquitin-protein ligase CCNB1IP1-like
Biological process (GO): reciprocal meiotic recombination
Cellular component (GO): synaptonemal complex
Molecular function (GO): ubiquitin protein ligase activity
Source: RefSeq, a predicted model, not a curated record
AUGUCGGCGCACGAACAAAUUCUGGUGUGCAACUUGAGGAAGUGCCGGCGCAUUGUCGGCGACUUCGCCUGGGUCACCUCCUGCUCGCAUCUCUUUUGCGACGAGGACGGCGAACGCGAGUUCAAGACGGGGGCGGCCGCCUGCCCGGCGUGCGGCGCCUUGCCGCGCGGCAGCCUGGACGUGGUGCGGGUCUGCUUGAACCCCCCCGAGGAGCACAAGUCCAUGGUGCUGGCGGGCCUAGGGCCGGACGUCAUCCAGGAGAUAUGUUCGCGGGCGCUUUCAUUCUGGAUCUUUCAGGUGCACCAGGAGAGACUGUAUCAGGAACACUUGGCCGUGAAAUCAAAGAGGCUCAGGGUGCAGUCUGAGGACCGCUUCAAGCAGGAGAUCCAGAACAAGGUCACGGAGGUCGCCACUCUGAAGCGGCAGUUCUCGCUUGCCAAGAGCGAGCUGGCCAAGUUCAAGAAGAGGUACAACGAGGCUGCCGAGAAACUGCUGGAGAGGGACCGGGAGCAGAAGAAACUGCAGGUCUCCUACGAUCGCCUCCGCCUGCGAUUCUCCGCUAUCGACGAGGGGAGACGCGCUGAGGAGGAGGAGGCUCUGAACGGCGCGGCGUCCUCGCCAUUCAUAGUGAGAUUCGCAGAGACGUCGACCCCGCGAACAUCGCAAGGCGCGGAGGGAAACGCGUGGAGCUGGAUGAUGAAGACGCCUCCGUGCUGCCGCCCUGAGGGGACGGAGUUUGCGCCGAGGCCGUUGUUUUUCGACGGCAGCCCCCCGGGCAGGUCGCCGCAAUCCGACGGCUUCCUCCGCUUCCCCUUCCCCGCCAAAGCCGCGGUGACCGGAGCCAGGAAGUGA